This is a messenger RNA of Dicentrarchus labrax (European seabass), 1306 nucleotides long. RefSeq names its product ankyrin repeat domain 53 (gene ankrd53). Gene Ontology annotation, molecular function: protein binding. Lineage: Eukaryota; Metazoa; Chordata; Actinopteri; Moronidae. Gene Ontology annotation, cellular component: spindle pole. Bases 37 to 1224 code for a protein of 395 amino acids. The transcript is spliced from 6 exons. The record is from RefSeq and is a predicted model, not a curated record. Gene Ontology annotation, biological process: positive regulation of microtubule polymerization; mitotic metaphase chromosome alignment; regulation of mitotic spindle organization.
UCCUGGUUACCGGGUUACCUCGUUUCCAUAGCAACCAUGGAACCUGUCAACAAACCCGAGAAGAGGAGACGUGAGAGGCGAAAAAAUUGCAGGAAAGCUCCGGACGGACACACGUUCCCAGCUGUCGGACACCCGGAGAAGAAACUAGAUGUCAGUGUGAACAGACAGGGUCUAUCAGCUCUCCACGUGGCCUGUCUUUACGGCCAGCUGGCUUCCAUUCAGAUCCUUGUGGGGUCCAGGGUUGGGUGGAUCAACAGCAGCGAUCACCAGGGUCGUCGGCCUGUUCACAUGGUCCUGUCCACCCGGAGCUUUCCCAACACCUCCUCGUGCCUCAGAUACCUGCUGGAGCAGGGGGCCGACGUCAAUGUUGCCACAAAGUCAGGGACGACCCCGCUGCACCUGGCCGCCUCCGAAGGCUUCCUGGAUUGCACGGAGAUCCUCCUGCAGGCCGGAGCAGAUGUGUCGGCCCGAGACAACGAAGGACACACUCCUCUGGAUUUGGCCCGCAUCUGGUGCCGCAGGAAGGUAGCAAGGUACCUGAAGAACUGCAUGUGGCAGAAAGAUAAGAAGAAAGAAAUGCAGGAGAGGAAGCUAGUUCAGGCUUUAUACGGUGAUCUUGUGGAUAUGGCGAAGAUGAAUAAACUCAAUAAAAAGACACUUAUUGAUGUGAAGGUGGCAGAGUGGGCGAACAAGAAAGGUCUCCCACUCCUAAAAGAUUUCUCCCCUAGAGUCUCGGUGAGCCGGUACCACACCCAGUGCCUCUCACCAGAUCAGAACAGUCCUAACCCAAAACAUGCCAAGCACCCAUUGAACUACCACCAACCGGUAGCCCCUCAAGAGAACAGGAGCACCUCCACCUAUCAACCUCCAGCCUCACCCUCCAGGCCGUGGACCAUCUUCAUGGGCAUCCAGCCAGAAAGGCCCCCUAGAGUGCCGGACCUCCGGGACAGCAUCACAGUGUGGAGGGACAGCAGCAGCAGGCAGCCUCAGUACACUUCAAAGUGGGACACUACGCCUCACCCCGCCCCUGACCUGCCUCUGGAUGUCAUCGAGAGGGCGUUGUUCCCCAGAGCCUUCCCUUCCAGGAUCGCCUCCCCUCGGUACUUUGAGCCACAGGACAUCAUAGAGGUCCAGCGCCUAGGAUACCCCCAGGGGCGGAGCACCUCCCCCUGGACAGAGGUGGCCAUGCACCUGGCUGAGGUGCUGGAGCCCGGACAUUACUGAUCCUCACGCUGGAAGAGCUUCAUCUGAACCUGAAACUAGUAGAUGUGUUUAAGAAUUUAUUAAAACUCAUCUGGUAAUCAAG